Molecule: messenger RNA, 2526 nt
Organism: Leptomonas pyrrhocoris
Lineage: Eukaryota; Euglenozoa; Kinetoplastea; Trypanosomatida; Trypanosomatidae
Exons: 1
Coding region: 685-2526 (613 amino acids)
Cellular component (GO): cytoplasm
Source: RefSeq, a predicted model, not a curated record
AGUGGUUUUGUUGAACUUACUCGCGUGCUGCCACCGAACUCCAAAGUUUUUCUUCGAGAUAUUAGAUGACCAACUGUCCAAAAUAAUCAUUUUGUUGCUUUGACGUUUACCUUCCUCACCCUUUCCUUGUUUUUCGAUUUACCUUGCGUCACCGCUAGAUCUUUCUCCUCUCCGUCUCCUGUGCGAACGAGAUUCUUCUUCACCCUUGUGUUCUCUACAUCGCCAUUGAAAGCAACAGGUGGCAAAGGCGUAUUAGCGAAGGGAAGCAAAUAAGAAACAGCACUACAGUUACUUUUUUUUGUUUGAAGCCUUCUUCGAUAUCCUGAGCUCCAGUCUUUCACUGUUUAAAGAGGUGGUGAUUGGUAUAUCGAGGGAAGGAAAAGUACCAUUAUUUCAGCUGAUUGAAGUUGUGAUACGUAGAGGCUGUCAAACUGGCAGAGGAAGAGAGUAGAGUAGUAGAAAAAGAGAGGAAAAAGAGGGAAGCGGUGCUUGAACCAGGUUUUCCGUGUUUUUCUCACUAACAAGUGACCCAAAACACGUUUAUCCAGCACAUUCUCCCUCUUCAAAUCACUUUUCCUUUUCGUGUGUGGCACUUGACGUCAUCAACGGACGCAUCCACUGGGACUGCCUGUUUGUAUUUUUUUCUGCACAUUUGUUUUUCUCUAGCCCUUUUGUUUCUGCAAGAUGCCCCCGACUAUGUCUAACCAAACGAUGGAGAAGGAGCAGCUCGCAAGCAUUGUUCGCCGGCUCAUGAUUGACGCAGACGACUUCUUUAUACAACAGCAGAAGACACUGCAGCUGUCGUACGCGGAGUUAAACAGCCGCAUUGAUCAGCUGCGGAGACGCGUGCAGCACCACCAGCAGCAGCAACAGAUGCCGCAAGUCAGUGCCAUGAGUGCCAACAACGGGUUGUACAGUAACACGAAUCCAUCUCCCUUUUCCAUGACGCACAACUUGCCAAACGCCGAUAUGCUGGGCACGUCGGGCACGGGCCAGUCUGUGCUUUGUGGCGGCGGGUCCGGGUCUAUGAACGUCAACGCGACUCCUCUGCGCACCACGAGCGGCGGGUCGCAAGGGUACGGCACGACGAACAGUGCCGUGAACAACGGGGCAUCACGCUCGCUGCUGGAUAGUCUCAACGGGCCGUCGGCGCUGCUCGCGAUGAGCGACGCGGCGCUCGAAUCUGGCCGGUUGAACUCUGCCACCGGCGGCACUGGGGGUGGUGGUGGUGGUUUCAUGAGCAGAGCGACCGCCACCAACGGGAGUGCAUUGACGAGCGGCGGGCGCGGCGCGUACAAGGUGGAAGCCAUCACCCCACCGAAUAAACAGCUGGCUUUAUCACAAUCCACCAGCAAGAGCCCUAGCAUGUCUCAGCAGCAGCAACACCAGCUGCAUGCCGCGGCAGGGCUGAUAAACGGAGUUGCCGUCUACGACGACCCCAUCACGGGGGAGUACACCUGCACCGCACAAAGCAACCCCAACGCCAGCAGUAGCCGCCACGACUCCCUCAUGGCCUCCCCGCAGACGACGGAGAAAUUCUCGCUGGAGGAGUUCAUUGGGCGAUUCAACACGACCACCGCUAGCGUGAACGCCGCUUCCACUGCCUUCAAUUUUGACUCCUUGUACGAGCAGCUCACGAGCGGCGGUCCGGAGGAGUCCUCGCAGAGCCCGCUGGACUACACCGACAAUCUCGUGGGGCCGGAGAAGUAUACCGCACACGCGGCGUCGCCGUACGACCGUUCAAGCGGCGGCGGCGUGACUGAUCGCGACGGCACGUCACCCGACGCCAACGCCUUCGGUGGCGUGACGGCGAAGAACAGCAUCCCGGUGGACAGCCUACGCGCGGUGCACGACCAGCACCUGACGACGAGUGUGCGAGUAACGUACGAACAAGGUCGGCCAAAGGUGCGUCGCAUUCCCGGCGGUGCGGCGGACACCCCUGAAAGCCUUGGCAUCAACCCGCGUAGCAGUUGUGAGGUGCUGGUUGAGUUUAAGCGCAAGCGCGUGCUGCAGUACGAGUCGCACGAGUACGUUGCGCCCGGCAGCUACGUCAUCGUAGGCGGUGACCGCGGCGAGGAUCUCGGUCUUGUCGUGUAUGCGUGGUGUGAGGUGUCUCUGGAAGGCAGCAAGAGCGGCAGCAGCAGCAGCGGCAUCUUUGGGGCGUCGGAGCACAACAUCUCUGGCGCCGGCAAACAGAAGGUGGUGGGCGUCGGUCUGACGGAUAGUAAGCUGCCGCGCAGCAUGGGCGUGGGCAACGGCACGGUGCUACGUCUCGCCUCCGACGUUGACGUGCAGCAGCUUCUUGGCACGCAGGUGGAGCUGGAGCGCCGCGCCAUUGAUGUGUGCGCGCAGCUGGUGCUGGACCACUCGUUGCCCAUGGUGAUCGUCGAUGCAGAGUAUCAGUUUGAUAAGAAGAAACUGACCUUCUUCUACGAAGCGCAGCAGCGCAUGGAUUUCCGCGAGCUCGUGCGUCACCUGUACAAGACGUUCCGCGCGCGCAUUUGGAUGGAGCUGGUGGAUGCGUAG